Molecule: messenger RNA, 300 nt
Organism: Strongylus vulgaris
Lineage: Eukaryota; Metazoa; Nematoda; Chromadorea; Rhabditida; Strongylidae
Source: the annotation of a GenBank genome assembly
AUGCGACUGUCGUUGUCCACAUCUAUUCCUCCUGGUAUUGUUGAAAUUGGACGAAAUGAUGCUUACAACAUGUUUGGAGGAGAGCCUGGCAGUGACUUCGUCGUUGAUAUCAGCUGUGAUGAAUCACCCUGCAUUUUGGACGCUACCUCUUCCUUCUACCAGAUCUCCUCCGUCACUACACAUCUACCAUAUGCUGCACAACCUCAGUUGUUUGAGCUUCCUCCACAAAUGCGUGCUGUCGUAGUGAAGAUGCGCAAUGUAAUCUUAGCUCAUGAUGUUGUGAGUAAAUUUGUACGUUAG